CGCAGUAUAAAAGGCAACAGCUCGAUGUCUGAUGCAUCUCAGUCGAUCUCCACCUGUCAUCAUGUUCACAAAGACCGUUCUCGCUUUUGCGUUUGUGGCCGUCGCUAUGGCUGCUCCUUCACAGCCUUCUUACGAUUACUCUCCUCCGGCAACCUAUGACGCUCCUGCUAAGUACGACUUCAACUACGCUGUUAAGGACGACUAUUCCGGAAACGACUUCGGUCACCAGGAAGCCCGUGACGGAUACAACACUCAGGGUUCCUACUUCGUCCUCCUUCCCGACGGUCGUCUGCAGAGGGUCAUUUACACUGUCAACGGCGACUCUGGCUACGUGGCUGAGGUCAGCUACGAAGGUGAAGCCCAGUACCCUGAGCACCAUUCUGCUCCAGCCUACAAGCCUGCUCCUGCUUACAAGCCUGCCCCUGCCUAUGAACCCGCCCCUGUUUACGCCUAAAUAUGACAUAUGAUCUAUAAACAUAUUGAAAAUAUUUAUUAAACAACAAUUCUAGCGU
Molecule: messenger RNA, 512 nt
Organism: Penaeus chinensis
Lineage: Eukaryota; Metazoa; Arthropoda; Malacostraca; Decapoda; Penaeidae
Product: cuticle protein 7-like
Exons: 3
Coding region: 32-454 (140 amino acids)
Cellular component (GO): extracellular matrix
Source: RefSeq, a predicted model, not a curated record